Nanorana parkeri is the source of this 1418-nucleotide messenger RNA. RefSeq names its product myoneurin-like. The record is from RefSeq and is a predicted model, not a curated record. The annotation marks the transcript as partial. The transcript has 4 exons. Gene Ontology annotation, cellular component: nucleus. Gene Ontology annotation, molecular function: DNA-binding transcription factor activity, RNA polymerase II-specific; protein binding; RNA polymerase II cis-regulatory region sequence-specific DNA binding. Gene Ontology annotation, biological process: regulation of transcription by RNA polymerase II. NCBI's taxonomy places the organism in Eukaryota, Metazoa, Chordata, Amphibia, Anura, Dicroglossidae.
GAUAACAUGGCGUGGUCUAAUCACUGUCGGCAAUUACUGGAUAAGUUAAAUACACAAAGGGAGGCUGGCUUCCUGUGUGACUGCACCAUCCUGAUCGAUGACAUCCAAUAUAGAGCACACAGAAAUGUGUUGGCUUCAUUUAGUGAAUAUUUCAGGGCCUUAUUCCAGGACACUUUGGACUCUACUGUACAUUUGGAUCAGAAGAUGGUGACACCAGCCGGGUUCCAGACAAUGUUGGAUUUUAUUUAUAGUGGUGACUUGCAUUUCAAUAGAUGUAACAUAGAAGAAAUAUAUACAGCUGCUGAAUUUCUGAGGGUAGAUGAAGUUGUUUCAAUAUGCAUACCUAAAAUGGACACCACUAUGGAGGUGACCUCCUUUGUUACUGAGGUACCCCUAGCUAAGGACUUCCAAGAUACACAUGAAGACUCUUCUAUUUAUCACACACCUAGUAAAAGUAAUACAGACAAAACAGACGCUAUAUGUUUAGCCAAAAAAACUGCAAAUAAAAAAUCUCUUAGGAGUAAGAAAUGGAAACGGACAAUGCUCUCUCAUAAAAUAUGCCUAAAAAAGGUUUCUGAGCAGCAGAUUCCACUUACCAGCUCUGUUCUGAGCACGGAUGCAGGUCAGAUGGAUGAAACGUUGGCUGAACAUCCCCCCCAGGUUAAAGAUAACUGCUUACUAUCCUUUACAACCGUGCUGAACUGUGAAAACCUUCGGAAGGACGAUCGUGUGGUACAGCCCCAGGAGAAAUACAUCAAGUCAAAAGAACUCUAUAUGAGUAACAUUACAGGUGCAGCUGAUGUCUGCAAAAUGGAAGGCAUGACAGAGGACAUUGAACAGAAAUACUUCAAGAAUAAGCCUACAUGUAGUAUAUGUUGUAAAGUUUUCUCAGAAGGCAGCAGCCUCCGGCGCCACAUGCGGAUUCACAAAGGCGUCAAGCCGUAUGUUUGCCAUUUAUGUGCAAAAGCUUUUACACAGUGUAACCAGCUGAAAACACAUGUACGGACUCAUACAGGAGAAAAGCCGUAUCAGUGCAAACUCUGCAAUAAAGGGUUUGGCCAGAAAUGCCAGUUGAUCUUUCAUAGACGAAUGCAUCAUGGAGAGGAGAAGCCAUACAAAUGUGAUGUGUGCAAUCUACAGUUCGCAACUUCAAGCAAUCUGAAGAUUCACUCUAGAAAACAUAGUGGAGAAAAGCCAUAUGUCUGUGACCGAUGUGGUCAGAGGUUUGCACAGGCCAGUACCCUGACAUACCAUGUCCGCCGUCAUACAGGAGAAAAGCCAUAUGUCUGUGACACAUGUGGGAAAUCAUUUGCUGUAUCAAGUUCUCUAAUUACUCAUGCAAGAAAACACACAGGUAACAAUAAAUGUCACGGCUUAUUAAGAACAUUGUCCAAAGAACAUAAAAAAACACUUCAAUG